Messenger RNA from Macroventuria anomochaeta, 1266 nucleotides. Its product is annotated as 26S protease-like protein regulatory subunit 6B. Gene Ontology annotation, molecular function: ATP hydrolysis activity; ATP binding; proteasome-activating activity. Gene Ontology annotation, cellular component: proteasome regulatory particle, base subcomplex. NCBI's taxonomy places the organism in Eukaryota, Fungi, Ascomycota, Dothideomycetes, Pleosporales, Didymellaceae. Gene Ontology annotation, biological process: proteasome-mediated ubiquitin-dependent protein catabolic process. Bases 1 to 1266 code for a protein of 421 amino acids. The transcript has 3 exons. The record is from RefSeq and is a predicted model, not a curated record.
AUGGCUGACGCCGCCGUCGAGAACCCGCUGAACACCGUCCCGCCGCACAAGAAGCAGCUCCCAUCCUCGAUACCGAACUUCGAUACACUGGAGGGCUUCACAACAGAGGGCGACGAUGACUACUCGAACUUCAAGAAGCUCCAACGGCAACUAGAGUACAUCCACCUUCAGGAAGAAUACAUCAAGGAUGAGCAGCGGAGCUUGAAGCGCGAGCUGGUGAGAGCACAAGAGGAGAUCAAGAGGAUCCAGAGUGUACCGCUCGUGAUCGGGCAGUUUAUGGAGGCUAUCGACCAGAACACCGGUAUCGUACAGUCUUCGACUGGCUCGAACUAUGUCGUCCGCAUCCUGUCCACACUCGACCGCGAACUCCUCAAGCCCUCUUCAUCCGUCGCCCUCCACCGCCACUCAAAUGCCCUCGUCGACAUCCUGCCUCCCGAGGCCGACUCAUCGAUCGCCAUGCUUGGCCAGGACGAGAAGCCAGAUGUGACCUACGCCGAUGUUGGUGGGUUGGAUAUGCAGAAGCAGGAGAUCCGGGAAGCUGUCGAGCUGCCCCUCACACACUUCGACCUGUACAAGCAGAUCGGUAUCGACCCACCGCGAGGUGUUCUGCUCUACGGGCCUCCGGGUACAGGAAAGACUAUGCUGGUCAAGGCCGUUGCGAACAGCACGACAGCGUCGUUCAUCCGUGUAGUAGGGUCUGAGUUUGUACAGAAGUACUUGGGUGAAGGACCGCGCAUGGUUCGUGACGUCUUCAGAAUGGCGCGUGAGAACUCGCCAUCCAUCAUCUUCAUCGAUGAGAUCGAUGCCAUUGCUACAAAGCGUUUCGACGCACAAACAGGUGCCGACCGAGAAGUUCAGCGUAUUUUGCUCGAGCUGCUGAACCAGAUGGACGGUUUUGACCAGACUUCGAACGUCAAGGUCAUCAUGGCCACCAACCGUGCCGACACACUCGACCCCGCGCUCCUCCGACCAGGACGUCUCGACCGGAAGAUCGAGUUCCCUUCGCUGCGAGACCGUCGCGAGCGCCGUCUCAUCUUCUCCACGAUCGCAGGAAAGAUGAGCUUGUCGCCCGAAGUCGAUAUGGACAGUCUGAUCGUGCGCAAUGACCCGCUUUCUGGUGCGGUUAUUGCGGCCAUCAUGCAGGAGGCUGGUCUUAGGGCUGUCAGGAAGAACAGGUACAACAUCAUCCAGGCCGAUCUGGAGGAGGCGUACACCAGCCAGGUCAAGGGGACAGCUGAGGCCGACAAGUUUGACUUCUACAAAUGA